GGAGAAGUACUAGGAGCUGCAUCUUCCUGGUGUCCUCCUUGCACAGGACGGCACUUCGGCUUGUUUGAAAAGUAGGUUAUUUUCGGAGGUUCACUAAAAACGACAAAUUAUGAAGCUGAUCGUCGAGUACGAUGCGUCGACGAAGUUUUUACUCCUCGCCGAUCCUUCUUGGACGGUGCGGAAACUCCGGCUCGAAAUACAGGGGCAGGUGUAUGGCGUUCUCAAAUGUUACAUUCUCAACUGUUAGAUGAUUUGUCAUGCAAAACGAGCAUCAACGUCCACAAGCUGAAGCUACUUCGCAUGACACAUUUUGGGAGGGCUAAACAGGAUGAGAAUCUGUGCCGAAUUUGUAUUGCAAGAGUUGCAAGAUCCGGCUUUCCCUGUUGCCAUUCUUGCAUCACGCAUUCAUGUAACAGUUGAGAAUGUAACAAUUGAGAAUCCCAUAAGGUCCACCGCCUCUUCCCGGGCGAGAAGCCGCCCCGGAGCUUCUUCCGGCUGCAGAAACACCCGGAAGGCUACUUCGUGCCGGAGACGCUCACGGUGGAAGACUCGUUUGUCGCGGACUCCGUGGUGAAGUGCUGCUUUGACGAGGCGCACAGUCUGGAUCGACGUGUGGACGAGGCCACCGACGAUCGUGAGGUCGUUCUUGCACUUCAGUCAUCAGCGCAAAAGGCCGGGAUAGGCAGACCCACUAAAGUGGAUCUGGACGAGAUCGAGGGGAAGCUGCAGGUGAUCCACAACGCACUGGACUUUACGUCAAAGGAAUCAUCGCUCCUGGACUUCCUCUUUGGCGAUUGCGCGCUCCAGGCACUGCGACAUGGCUCAUCUUCCGGGGUGGGGAAGAAGAAUGAAGAUGAAACACAUCCGCGCGAAGCAGCAGGGGUGCACGAAUUACGCGGGGGUCGCGUCACCGGAAACAUGGCCGGGGCUGCGGUGGAAAUAACUAAUAGCGGAACAGAAAUGGUAGUUGCAAGCACGGCAGAUGAUGGUGUAACUGUACGCAAGGAAGAUCCACAGUAUCGUGCCACAGCUCCGGAGAUGAAACAAGAAGCGACACUUCGGUCCCGAGGAAUUUGUCUGAUUCUCGCGUUGCUGCAUUUCGGCUCAGCUAGCGACGCACGUCUUCAAAUCAGGAUACUGGAGAACAUUCUCGAUUGCGUGGACAGAAUCGGUGAUUUCGAAAAAGGUGCGGCUGCUGCUAUUUCCGUGAGGAUGAUGGAAAUGCUUCUCGACAACGGCCUGCUUUUCGUCCUGCUCAAAAUCCUCUUUCACUCGUGCGGAAGCUUUUCAGAUCUGGCAGAAAGCAAACAGAGUACUAGGGGCAAACAACCACGGGUAGGGACGCAGCAAGAUGUUGAAGACCUUUUCGAAGAUAAAGAAAGUUUACAGUUGAGCUGUAAAAAAGUGGAACUAACCAUGCAGAUUUUCCUGCAAGUCGUCGAAACAACGGGGCAGUUGGAGCAGGAAGCGGCGGAUCGGGAACGGGAAAAGAGGCACGAUUUUGAAACCGAAUCCUACUAUCCGGGGGUUAGGAAUGUUAAAUCUGCUGUUUCAAAAGUGGAAAAAGUGGAUUUCUCCAAGUAUUGGGAGCCCAUUCUGGUCGAGCCGGCCUGUCUGUUCUGGGAACUGCAUGACCUGUACCGGGAAAACCGAUAUGGAUUGCAAAAAUGCCUGGGUCUGGAAGGUUGGAACUUGUCAUGCUAAGUCAGAAUCAUGCAAAAGCAAAAAUCUGUGUUGCAUGAUUACCAAAUGCUGGUGUCCGCUCUUGAUCAAGUUGAGAGGCAGUUUGUCAUGCAGGAUAGGAAUGAUUAUGAUAUGUAGUGAGGUCACGAACGUUCUAUCCUAGCGGUUUUUUUGCCAGGUCUUAUGAAUGCAAAACGACCGGCAGUUUUCAAGCUGCCGGAAGUGUUUUUGGGCAUAAAAAAUUUUCAAUUAUCAAGCGGCCGGGGCUUUGCCAACAAACAAGCCCGGUCGAAAGCUAUCGACUCGCACUUGAUAAAACGACGCAGGGGAGCCGGCAAAAGGGGCGCCCUUCUGAGGCGCCGACCGCCUUAGUUUCUGGCGGUUUCGGGCGCCCAGAAAGGGGCGCCCGAAAAAAUGCCAAGACGAAAAAAGCUGCGAAUCCGCAUGGUAUGGCCGCCAUUUUUGCCGACUUUCCGAGGUCGCAAAGCCGGCCACCAAAAUCGGGCAUUUGUAAUGCGGAGAACAGGCAAAAAAGUGCGACUUUUCAACAAAAGAAAACAAAAAACGCAAAGGCCGCCAAAGUAUGAAAGCCAAUCCGCAUGCUAUGGGCCCGAUUUGGGGCGCCCAGGGGGCCUGCCCUGAUGGAGGCCCAGGCGGGGCCAUAGCGUGCGGAAUAGCGUUUCGAUUCUGGAUGCGGGAGGGGCUCGACUUUUCAACAAGAAAAUCAAAGAACGCAAAUGCCGCCAAAAGGAGCAAGCUAACCCGCAUGCUAUGCGCCCGAUUUGGGGGACCCAUAAGGCCGACCCUGGCGGAGGGCCUUGUGGGGCCAUAGCGUGCGGGAAAACGUCUCUCCUGUGCCCAGAGCAAAAGGACCCGGCGCCGGCCAAGUCAAAAAAACCCGGCGUGACCUCAUUACCCCCGCCCCGGCGGCUAUAUUUGGUGCUAGUGAUCUCACGGAACCUGUCAUGCUAGGUACUCCAUUACAGAUCAUAUGGAUCAUGGAAAACCUGCGUGACAAGUCUAGCAAAGUUCCACACCCAGACAUAUUUGCACUUGAUAUCCGACGGUACUUCGCGCGCGACUACGGCCUCGAGCUCUACGACAAGUUGAAGACGCGACGGCUGUUGAGAGAUAACCCCAGUCUGCGGUUGCUUAGAACUACUAAUGGUACACGCCAGCAGGAGAAGAAAUCCAGUUUGGGUGAAAUGGAUGGGCGGGAAGUUUUCUCGCAGUCGCAGCGACACGACGACACGCGAGCCCGUGGCCCGCCGGUUAAUAGCCCUACUACCGCUGACCUGCAGAGUCACCGUACCCCCGCUGCACAACUCUCACCACCGGGUUUGGCCACAAAAAAUGCUGGUCUGUUUUCGACACCGAUGCUACCAAGUCCACAGGACACAUUCCAAAGCAGCGGUGGACGACUGGAACACCAGCCAGUGCGCAGCCCAAUACUGCAGCGUGCCGCAUCAAAUUCUUCGUCGGCAAGUAUAACGCCUCCAGGGGAACUGCAUAACGAACAACAAGGCUUUGCAGCAGGGCAAGUUACCUUCGGCCGAGAGGAAUUCGCAGGUGAUAGCAUUGAAGCUCUCCGCGGUGGUCGUCCUCCACCAGCGGCCGCCCCAGCGUUGUCCUCCACCCGUGUAGCUGUAGGUACCACAACUUCUAUCCCGACCCCGUUAAUACCGCGAGAAACCGAGUUGGAGGAGAAAGAACAAAACGAAGUCCUGCUGUCUGCGCGCGUCCGUGAUCGAGAGUAUAGCAGCGCGAAUUUGCGAGACGACGUGCGCUUUUUGAUGAUGAAUCUCGGGCUGAAAAACAGCAUCGAUCAUGGCGAACUAGGAGCGGACGGCGGUAAUGGCAAAGAUCUUGAUCUACUACAAUCUGUGGCCGGGACCGAAAAUUCAUUUCCACAGCAACGAUUACAGCUCGUAGACGAGCAAGGAGCAGCAGCAGACCCCAAAGCUGGAGUAGAUAAAGAUCUGCAUUUCUACCGGGAGCGCGCCAAGGAGAUUCUCUUACUCCAGCGGAUUCUCGAGUAUCCGGUUGAGAUGUUGCUGCAGCUCGAUCUUGAACUUUGGACUUUGACCUUCUCCGAACCGCAAGUGUUCGGCGUGCUGGCGCCGUGGCUGGAAAAACUUGCUUUGACGAAGAAUGCGAAACACAAGCUGACGCAAAGCUUGGCGAGUUUUCUCCGCUUUCAGUUCCGCACCUCGGAGGGAAACGUGCUGUUUCUGAGGCAGAUGGCGUUUCUGAAUUCGGAACCGGAGGCGAUGAAGUUUCCCUUCCUGCAAGAGUUGCUCUACCGUGUCUUCCUCGGUUUCCGGGAUCGCAUGCUAUUACUACUCUCCAGUGUGUACGGGUUGUUCUUCGCGAAGCCCUUGCUGCUCGCCUUUCGGGAACUGGUCCGGAAAGACGAGAUUCUGACCCCAGGUGCGGACCAGCACGAGGUGGGCGAGCUGACGCAAACGGUUCUGCGCCGCAUGCGGCUCGAGCCGCAUUUUUUAGACAUCUUGCUCGAGAUUCUGUGUGAGUUGACCCGCAAAGACGUUUUCCGCACGUACUUGACGCGCAAAACCAGCAUCUUCGCGUUUCUCAUUGCGGGACUGGAGGGGAAAGUGGAGGGCGUGUUCGACGAAAAGGACUCCAUUUACGGCGAGGAAGCGCGUUUGUCGUUGCACACGCAAGUACUGCACCGGCACAUCUGCCGGUGCUUAACGCACUUGACGGCGGACCGGGAGACGCGGAGGCUGGCGAAGAAAAGCAAGGUCUUGCGCCACAUGUUAAAGAAAUCCACCGAUCCGACGGUGCUCACGUAUCUAGGUAUGGUGCUUGAGGAAAACAAACUACCAGUCGUGCCGGAUUGA
Messenger RNA from Amoebophrya sp. A120, 4547 nucleotides. The record is from the annotation of a GenBank genome assembly. NCBI's taxonomy places the organism in Eukaryota, Dinophyceae, Syndiniales, Amoebophryaceae.